Molecule: messenger RNA, 3241 nt
Organism: Marchantia polymorpha subsp. ruderalis
Lineage: Eukaryota; Viridiplantae; Streptophyta; Marchantiopsida; Marchantiales; Marchantiaceae
Source: the annotation of a GenBank genome assembly
CGAGGAGAAUUAGCCCCGGACAGACAAGCUGGAAAGGAAACAAGGGUUCGGCUCUUCCCCGAGGCCACGAGAGGCAGCAGGUCCUGUAAGAAGAGCAGAAGGCGAGGAGUUGAGGUGCUUGUGCAUCGCUUUUGGAGCACCAUCCUGACACAUGAUUGCGACUGUACUUAGAGGAUGGGAGGAACGCGAAUGAAUGGGGUGAAUAUGGAUUUGCCAGAGGAUGAAAUUGAAUACUAGAGAAGACGAAAGGACAGGCGUUGCGCAGUUAAGAGCAGAGGUGGGAAGAAGGCUCGUUAACAGCUGGGACCCACAAAAGGUUGAGGCAGACAGAGACGAGAACACGAGAGGGGGUCCUAGACUCGGGCUGGAGAUCGGGCUCGAAGACUGUUCGCUCGCUCUAGGAGAGCAGUGCCGAGGUCCUGCCAGCUUUUUGUCGUACUUUAUAAACAAGUCUCGGGCUGUGUUCGGUAGUCUACUCCUCUUCUAUACACCACCUUGCUUAGGAAUGUUUCUGUUCCUUCGGAGGUGAAGCUCCGGCAGGCAUGCAGGCAGACAGAGUGUGAAAGAGAGAAAGAAAUGUCUUGGGAUUGGAAAAACUUUGAGAUAUUGAGCCCUUGGUCAUGGUGUCAUUGACAUCGUAGUGUAGAUGGUGGUAGCAAGGAUGAUGGGCUCUUCGCAUCAAACGAGGGAGUGCGCUAAUUUAAGUCAGUUCACAGGAAGGUGUUACUACCAGAGAUUAGGAGUAGAUCUUGAAGAGCUGCUAGAUGGUUCGUGUAGCGAUUUCACAAUCACAGUGCAAGGCAAGGCAUUCCCGUUACACCGUUGUAUCCUGUCGGCACGGUGCAGUUUUUUCCGCAAAUUAUUUCGUCACCCUCAAAUUGAAGAGCCCAAAACCGAGCUGGAUCUGGGAAAGGUAGCUAAUCUCGAAAAAGUUGGACAAGAAGCGUUUCUCGCCGUCGUUAAGUACAUUUACGGUGGAAGAGUGAGACUCUUAGGAAGUGCUGUCACGUGUCUGGACGAUACUUGCUCUCAUGAGGCUUGCAACCCAGUAGUGAAGUACGUUGAGGACUUCCUUCGCACCGCCGCGGUAUUUGACCUACCAGAGCUGAAGGGUCACGGUGAGCAUCACUUGUGCGGUUUGGUGGAUAAAGUUCCUGGAGAAUAUCUGACGAGUAUGAUGAAAGUCGCGAAGACUCAUGGAGCAGAGAUGUUAUACAACCGCUGUAUCCAUGUUCUAGCCAACAAAUGUAACUGGAAUUACCGUAGUCUCCAGAAGUCUUUAGGAGACGAGCUUGCAAAUCAAGUGAAGGAGCUUAGGAAGACACUAGGUUUGUUGAUGCCAACGGAUGAAGACGAGCGUCGGGACACAGAGGCGUGGCGUGUGCAAAGAGCGUUGGACUCUGAUGAUGUUGAACUGGUACAGAUGUUGCUGAAAGAGGGACAGUUUAGUUUUGAUGAUGUGCAUGGGUUACAUUAUGCAGCAGGUCACUGCGACGAGAAGAUUGUCAGAGAGUUACUGGAUUUGGAAUUAUCCAAUCCAAACGUCAAAGAUUACAGCGGUUACACUGUUCUGCAUAUUGCAUGUAUGAGAAGACAACCAGAAAUUCUCGCAGGUCUUUUAGCGAAAGGGGCACGACCCAACGAUGUCACCCCAGAUGGCAGAACAGGUUCGCAGAUUGUCAAGAGGUUGACAAAGAAAGGAGGAGACGGGUUUGAUAGUGCGGCUGAAGAAGAAGCUCAGAGAGCCAGACUUUGUCUUGAAAUACUCGAGCAAGCGGCCGUCACGACCAACACAACCUACUCCAGAUCAUUUCGAGAAGUUGUAAACAUGCCUGUUACAUCCGAAGAAGAGCUUGUUCAAAAGCUUCUCUAUUUGGAAAAUAGAGUGGGUUUAGCAAAAGUACUCUUCCCAAGAGAAGCACAAAUUGUGAUGAAUCUUGCACAUUUGGAAGCAACAUCGGAGUUUACUGGCGUCGAUAAAGCUGGAGCAGCGGACAACGUCUCAGCAUCUAACUCGCCACUUUUUUCCGCCAAAGCUCAAGCACUGAAGCGUUUUCCAGCCACUAGUCAAGGUCCGAAGGUCGAAGGAUCAGAAGGCGGGCUUGAUGCAACUCUGCUUCGUAGAGUCACAGCGCUGCAAAAAACAGUGGAGCUGGGUCACCGUUUUUUUCCUCGAUGUUCGGAGAUACUGAAUAAGUACAUGGAUGACGACAUGGGUGACAAUGCCUUUGUGGACAAAGUAAAUCCAGAUGAGCAUUCAACGAAGAAGCAGCGCCUAGAUGAACUCAAGGAAAUUCUAGCAGAGGCCUUUACUAUGGAUGUUGCUGACAUGGACGAACAAAAAGAGGCAGAGGCAGAGGCAGAAGUUCUGUUCCGGGAUUUGGGACUCACGAAGGUAGGUGGUAAGCUCUCUGCAAAAUGGCGAGAGGUGCAUCAAAAUGUAUAGGUACACACAAUUCUUUAAACCAAGUUGCAUAGUGUACAGCGAAAAGUUUACUUGACUGAAGGUUGAUCGGAUCUUCAACCCAGGUCUUAACAGAGGAUAAUAGCUUCUGUGCUUUACUUUCUAGCUUCAAGCAACAUUAGAAGUCUUGUUCAGUUUGUAAAUAGUCAUCCAUCUUCCUUCAGAUUUUCUCUCUCUAUCUGAUGUCGUGUGUAGAGAUUUUGUUCAGUAAGAGUCCAGAUCAAAGGAAGCUUCUUGGCAAAAAAGUCCCACGAUUGAGUGCCGUUGAGUUUGUUUUUUCCUAUCAAAGGAGGAUCAACAAAUCAAAAGUUCGUUGAAUUACUUAAUCUCGUUCGAUGAUCUAUAUCCUUACGAAUCAUGUUUCAGAUAACACUACUCGCCUUCAAGGGCCUUCAAGGCAGCUGUUAGGUUAUUGGCUAGUCAGCCUUCGCUCUUCCUGAAAGUGAUCUCAUUUUUUCACAUGAAAGACCCUAUAGACUAUGUGUACUGUCUUUAGAUUGAACAUUUAGGUAGGUGUUUGACUUAUGCGCAACCUGAUACAUUCAUUCGAUCGUCUUAUAUUCCCCAGUUUCCAACCCCCCACCCGUUAGAACACAUUAAUACUUGCACCUUCUUUACCUAACCAUCAUGUUAUUAUACACAGGAUUGUUCUGCUUUUCUUGAGUUAUAUACACCACGUGGGCUUGUUUGUAAUCUUCGACAAUUGAAUAGAUACCGAGAAAGUCUCUUUACUUUCCUGCCCGGAAAGAGACGUUCACUUUCUUGCAAGCGGGGCAU